AUGCGAGAGUAUGGAUGUCGCCGGCCGCUGCUGCUGCUUUGUGUGUUGGUUUGCAUCGAUGCCGCUCCGCCGCAUCGGGAGACGGCCGAUGAAUUCCAGAGCGCUGACAAGCAGGGACAGCGUGACAGGGAGCGCGAAGAGCAGCAGAGAAAAGAAAUAGCAAAAUAUGUGAAAUAUAUGGGAUAUUUGGAAACUGUACUUACGAUCCUACAAGCAACGCCUCAGUGGAAAGAGGUUAUGCAAACUAUGACACAGGAGGAAAUGCGGAAGGGUAAAAUAGCGGAUAUGGUGGAUAAGCUGGAUCCGCACGUUGUUCAGCAGCUGGUGAAGGCGAAGUUGCUGGAGAUGCAACGGUUGGAGCAUGAAAUCAAGGAACAGAUGAGAGUCGACGGCGGCUCCACUCAUAACAUUAAAGUUGGUUGCUUCACAUACAGUCUAAAUGCAAAAAAAUCAGAUCGCAGUGGAUUCGUUUUGUUAGCCGAUUCCUUUGGUGGCACUUAUUGCUGA
Messenger RNA from Gongylonema pulchrum, 507 nucleotides. The record is from the annotation of a GenBank genome assembly. Lineage: Eukaryota; Metazoa; Nematoda; Chromadorea; Rhabditida; Gongylonematidae.